Phanerochaete carnosa HHB-10118-sp is the source of this 1286-nucleotide messenger RNA. RefSeq lists its product as uncharacterized. The coding region runs from base 45 to 794 and encodes 249 amino acids. The transcript has 6 exons. NCBI's taxonomy places the organism in Eukaryota, Fungi, Basidiomycota, Agaricomycetes, Polyporales, Phanerochaetaceae. The record is from RefSeq and is a predicted model, not a curated record.
CGCUGCUUGCACCCGGCCGUGACGCCGAAGGCAACCUGCAGACGAUGACGAUUCGUCUGGUCCUGUUCGACGCGUUCUCUACACUGCUAGUCCCUCGUCUUCCGGUUUACGUUCAGUACUCACAGACAUUCGAACCUUAUCUCGGCGUGCUUGAGCCAGAGAGACUGAAAAUUUCCUUCAAGAUCGCAUUGAAGCAGCUGCAGAAUGAAAAGCCUGCGUACCAACACGGUGCCCAAGGAUGGUGGGGAGAGGUAAUCCGGAGAACUGCCAUCGGGGCUGGUGCUGACUCCUCCGCCGUCGAACAAUCCUUGGACAGGAUUGUACCUAGGCUAUUGGGUCGCUUUUCAGGGAAAGAGGGGUAUAGGCUUUUUGACGACUCAGUUCCUUGCUUGCGGAGCCUUAAAGCAGACAAUAUCAAGACCGGCCUUGUGAGUAAUACCGACACGCGAAUGAGAUUGGUCAUCGAAGACUUAGGCAUCUCACCAUUCCUCGAUCCUGUGCUCCUUAGUGAGGAAGAGCGCGUAGAGAAACCUUCUCUUCAAAUAUUCCUGCGGGCAUGCGACCUUGCGGGGGUCCAACGAGAUGAGGUCCUUCAUGUAGGCGACGAGUUGAGAGCUGACUACUACGGGGCGAAAACUUGUGGAUUAUCUGCGCUCCUAAUCAGACGGCCAGGGACCGAUGGUGAAGCCGAGAUGAAGGAGCCAAACGAGGAUCUCUCGGGAGUUGAGGUCGUGCCGAGCUUAAUCGAAGUCACAGAAUGGGUGAAGCGCAAGAAUAACACGCAACUCAAGUGACUAUACCUGUGUUAUCCAGUCUAGUAAAUUAAAUACGACAUAUGUGUACAUGGAGUACGCGGCAAAAACUUGCCAGCGAUCUCUGAAAAACCUAGGCUACUACGGGGAAGUUGGUGCCCUAAAUGUUUUCGAAGGCGGUCGCACGACAUCUUCUACUUUUUCCCCGAGUUUGAUCAUGGUCCACCUAAUGACUCGCGGGUCGUGCUUUAGGAUGUUAUCGAGACUGUGCAGUGCCUUCGGUGAAGAAUCAAAGUCCAUGGUCCAGUAGCUUUUCUGCACGUCAGGGAAGGCGCAAUUUCGAGGGACAAACGCGACGUACUCUCCAAUAUUAUGCCACUUCCUCCGUCUGUGCAUGCGCUGAGGUAACGUGAGGGUACCCCAUGAGUCGAGGCUGCGGACUACACCACCGUGGUUCAUAACAUGCUUUGCGGCCAAGGUGACGAGCUCUUUGAUGUGUUUCUGCAAGGAAGCUCAGCACUAACUUAUCUACAC